AUGAUGUCCGCUCGUGUCGCCCGCGCCGGCCUGCGUGCCACCCAGCAGUUCUCCGUUCCUCGCGCUGCCGCCCUGAACGGCCUGAGGACCUAUGCCACCCCGGCCCAGGAAGUCAAGCCUCCUGUGUCCCUGUUCGGUGUCGACGGUACCUACGCUACUGCUCUGUACACUGCCUCGACCAAGGCUGCCGCUCUCGACCAGACCGCCAAGGCCCUCACCACCCUCGGUGAGACCCUCAAGGCCGACCGCAAGUUGACCGGCAUCAUCUCCGCGCCCACCCUCACCGUCAGCGACAAGCAGCAGAUUGUCCAGGAGCUGCAGAAGAUCUCCGGCGACAAGGGCGACGUCGUCAAGAACUUCCUCGAGGCUCUCGCCGAGAACAACCGUCUCGGUCUGCUUGAGGGUAUCACCGAGAAGUUCGCUACCCUCAUGGGUGCUCACCGUGGUGAGAUCGAGCUGAACAUCACCUCUGCUCAGGAGCUCGACAACAAGACCCUCAACCGUCUCGAGAAGGCCGUUGCCAAGUCCGAGGUCAGCCAGGGCAAGAAGCUCAAGGUCGUCUCCAAGGUCAACCCCGACCUCGUCGGUGGCCUCGUCGUCGAGAUCGGUGACCGCACCAUCGACCUCAGCGUUUCGUCCAAGAUCGCCAAGCUGAACAAGGCCCUCACCGAUGCUUUGUAA
Aspergillus melleus is the source of this 681-nucleotide messenger RNA. It is a transcript of the gene ATP5, whose product is annotated as F1F0 ATP synthase subunit 5. The transcript has 4 exons. The coding region runs from base 1 to 681 and encodes 226 amino acids. Gene Ontology annotation, cellular component: membrane. Gene Ontology annotation, molecular function: proton-transporting ATP synthase activity, rotational mechanism. NCBI's taxonomy places the organism in Eukaryota, Fungi, Ascomycota, Eurotiomycetes, Eurotiales, Aspergillaceae. Gene Ontology annotation, biological process: proton motive force-driven mitochondrial ATP synthesis. The record is from RefSeq and is a predicted model, not a curated record.